AUGCAGUUCGAAGCCUUCUGUGCAGGGGGCCUGGCCCCUGGCUGGAGCCUGCUGGUCCAGGGACACUCUGACUCUGGAGAGGACAAGUUUGAGAUCAACUUCCUGUCCGAGGCGGGGGAGAUUGCCUUCCACGUCAAGCCCCGGUUCUCCAGCGCCACCGUGGUGGGCAACACGUUCCAGGGGGGCCGCUGGGGCCAGGAGGAGGUGUCCAGCGUCUUCCCGCUGGUGCUGGGGGAGCCCUUUGAGAUGGAGGUCAGCUCAGACGCGGAGCACUUCCACGUCCACGCCCAGGAGCACAAGGUGCUACAGUUCGCACACCGCCACAGGCCGCUGGCGGCCAUCACCCGGGUGCAGGUGCUCAGUGACCACCGCCUGGCCCAGGUGGAGCUGGCCAGAAGGGACCUGAGCUGGUGGUAA
Neogale vison (American mink) is the source of this 417-nucleotide messenger RNA. RefSeq names its product galectin-related inter-fiber protein (gene GRIFIN). Bases 1 to 417 code for a protein of 138 amino acids. Gene Ontology annotation, molecular function: carbohydrate binding. Lineage: Eukaryota; Metazoa; Chordata; Mammalia; Carnivora; Mustelidae. The record is from RefSeq and is a predicted model, not a curated record. The transcript has 3 exons.